CAAAAAUAUAUACCUUUUUCUCAAGUUGAAUCUAUUGCUGCAUUUAACAAUAUUCAUUUGCGUGGUGGAUGUUUUUGUAACUCUGGAGCAUGUCAAGAUUACUUAAGUCUAAAUAAUGAAGAAAUGAUUGAGUCAUACAAAGAUAAAAACAGUUGUACUGAAAAUGGCUCAAGUGACAAUAAACCUUUUGGUGCAAUAAGAAUUUCAUUUGGUUAUUUAUCUACUUUUAAAGAUUCUUUUGUAUUCAUUCAAUUUAUAAAAGAUAAUUUUGUAAAAUAA
Molecule: messenger RNA, 279 nt
Organism: Plasmodium relictum
Lineage: Eukaryota; Apicomplexa; Aconoidasida; Haemosporida; Plasmodiidae
Exons: 1
Source: RefSeq, a predicted model, not a curated record